Molecule: messenger RNA, 732 nt
Organism: Lolium perenne
Lineage: Eukaryota; Viridiplantae; Streptophyta; Magnoliopsida; Poales; Poaceae
Source: RefSeq, a predicted model, not a curated record
GUCACCACCGACUCCGGUGAGCCCUUCCUCGCCGCCGGCCGGCGAUCUCCGAAUCAGAACGCGAGUAAACACCCAAUCCUCCGACCUCGUGGACUUCUCACGAGUUGCACUCCGGCCCCAGGUGCUCGUGAUGGCCGCCGCCGCGGAGAGUGGAACCGGGGAGCCGGCGGCCAACGGGGACAAGCCCGAGGAGGAGCCGCAGCAGUUCGACCCCAGCCGGAUGAUUGGCGUCAUCAAAAGGAAGGCGUUGAUCAAAGAGCUAGCUGCUGCUUACCAUGCUGAGUGUGUAGCAAGCUGUAAAGAGCUACUGCAACUCCAGAAAAAGUGGGAGGAGGAGCAACAUGCCGAGGCCAAGAUGCCUGAAGAACUAAAGAUAUCGUCGGCGAAGCCUUCUAAGCGCAGGAAGAGGUAGAUUUAGAGGAUGGAGGGAGAGGAAAAUAUUGCGAGUAGAAUGCCUGCUGCAUCGUAUUGCUGAAUCUUAGCUUAGUCGACAGUAACGUGUGUGAGCAAACACUACACUGUUGAGUGUGCUACCCGUGACAUGUGUAUACGACGGUCUAUUUACUUUCUUUAGCAAAAGCUACUAGUAAGAGUUUUACACAUUGGGCUCACGAGCCGCGUGUAUCACGACUUUUUUUCAUUGAUCGCAAGAGUUACUGAAGCUCUGCAAGACAACGAUUGAACUCUUGUGCUCCUUCCAUUUGAGAAACGUGUGCUCUUUCCAGUUUCUAA